GGGCUAUCACUUUCGGCGCGGCCGGAAGUGGGCGCGGCCUUCGCAGUGGCCGUCGGGAAGGCGGGAGCUGCGGCCUGGUUGGGGCACAAAGCGCCCGGCGGGGCGGAGUGGGGCGUUUCUUGGAGUCGGGGACGCGCCCGCGUGCCCGAGGUCCGGCGCGCGCGCUUUGGGCGGGAAGCCGGAGGGGGCGGAGAGAGCAGGCGGAAGGAGGGGCGGGGCAGGACAAUGGCCUGUCCUCCGCCUGCGGCUCCGGCGCCUCAAUAAAGUUGCCUUGGUUUUGAAUGCGCGGGGGCGGGGGCGUGUUUCCCGCCGCCGCCGGGGUCAAGGGGCCGGGGUCGCGCGCUCGCGCGCGCGCGCGCGGCGGGACUGAGCUGAGGUAAGCGCGGGGCGAGGAGGCACCAGCGCCAGACGAGGCACGGACCGGACCGGACCGAGCGCCGCCGCACCGCCGGGACCAACCACCGCCUCCGCCGCAUCGCCCCCCGCUCCGAUGGCGGCUGCUAAGGAAGCUCAUGAGGAGCAUGACACCUCCACAGAGAAUGUGGAUGACUCCAACCACGAUCCGCAGUUUGAGCCCAUCGUGUCUCUCCCUGAGCAGGAGAUUAAGACCCUUGAGGAAGAUGAAGAAGAGCUCUUUAAGAUGCGGGCCAAACUGUUCCGAUUUGCGUCUGAGAAUGACCUUCCAGAAUGGAAAGAGCGAGGGACGGGUGACGUGAAGCUGCUGAAGCACAAGGAGAAAGGGACGAUUCGCCUCCUCAUGAGAAGGGACAAAACCCUGAAGAUCUGUGCAAAUCACUAUAUCACACCGUUGAUGGAGCUGAAGCCCAACGCAGGCAGCGACAGGGCCUGGGUUUGGAACACACACGCCGACUUUGCUGAUGAGAGCCCCAAGCCUGAGCUGCUGGCAAUUCGAUUCCUAAACGCAGAAAAUGCCCAGAAGUUUAAGGCAAAAUUUGAAGAAUGCAGGAAUGAGAUAGAAGAAAGAGAAAAGAAAGCAGGAGCAGGCAAAGAAAUCACCAACAAAGUGGUGGAGAAAUUGUCAGAGCUGUCGGUGAAGGAGGAGAAGGAGAAAGAGAAAGAGGAGGAGGAGGAGGAGGCGGGCAGCCAAGAGCCUGGGAGCCCCAAGGCGCCUGAGAAGGAGACCAAGGACCAGGAUGUGUUACUGCAAUAAAUCAUCUCACGGGCCUCGCCUGCUUUCCUUUUAUUUUCUUUAUUUUUGUUUCAUUUUGUUUGUUUUGGUUUUUUUACAAGGGACUUUAUAUAAAGAACUGAAUUCCAGCCUCCAGGUUGUUUUCUAAGCUUUUACCCUUUCGAAGAUGUCUUCAGCAAAUCCAUUCCCAGUCACAUGUACUGCGCUCAUAACAUUCUUUUCCAUAGUGGAAACACUUAUUUAUAGCACAUCCAAAAGUGAAUAAAACGUUUGAAAGCUGCCUCCAAGGACAGGACUGAGUUUUAUGUGUUUACUUAAACACGUUGGUGGCUGUAACUCCUGGCAGUGGUUGUUGUCCGGUGCCUUUGUCUUUGUGUUGGUGACUUAGGGGGUUUUUGGGGGUUGCAUCGUUAAGUUCGAUGGUAUCAUUGGCAAGCUUUGAUUGGGAAGGCCCCCAUUCCUCCAAAGGUAGAUGCUUCUUCAUUCAUGAUGUACCAGCAAACCCAGCACAGUUGCAGCGUUAUCUCCUGGGGCACAGUUGGCAUUGCUUGAGUUGUUAAGUCGUCCCAUGGACCCUUACCCUUGGGAAGCCAUGGAGUAGGGCACUGUGCUUUCUGGAUACCUUAGUGUUGUGGCCUUGGCCAGCCUGGGAGUUGAGGGGAAGUUAGGGGAAGCAACUUUUGUAUGGCCUUUGUUUGUGGGUCACGGCUUUGGGAGCUCCCUUGGCAGGCACAUGGGCCAGAUUGGGGGUUCCACGCUUGGUCCUUGUUCUCUGUAAGCUGCACCUAUGUGUUUCACUCCUCUGGCAUAAGACACUUCCCCCAAAGGCGGCCUCCCUGCACCCAAGACACUUGUCCUGGGCCUGUGGAACAUUCCUAGUGUGGUGGGUCAGUACAAGAGUCGGGCUUGCUUGGCAGAGGACACUGCCUGUCACCUACAGGAGCUAAGGUGACGCCUGGGCUCUAGCAGCCCAGCUGAGUUGGGGGGAGACCCUGGUGAUGGAUGGGUGACACCUGCAGCCUCUAGCGGAAGGAAGGAUAGGAGGAACAGGCAGCGAGGCUUCCCAAGUUUGUGGUGCUGCCCAGGGUGGUCCAGGUCUGAGUGGAAGAAAGGCAUGCUUAGUGUCCUGCAUGGUCCUGAGCACUGCCUGGGGGGUGGGCAGCCUCAGGCAUCCCUUCCCAGGAGAUGAAGUCUGUCAUUCCCCAGAAGUGAAGAAUACCUCAGCUGCCUGCAUGCCCUCAGGGAAGUCAGCACUUGGGUGUGGCUGUGUGUUGUCCUCUCUGCCUGCUUGCUCUCUCUGGCUGCUCACCUGAAGUUUUGCCCUGGUCUGAGUUUUAAGCCAAGAACUUUGAGCUUGCUUAAAAUGAAAGGCCUCCCCUAGGGAUGAUGUUUUUACAGUUUAAUUGCUGAAGGUUUUAGGUUUUUUAAACAUUUUAUUCUGUCAUAAGCUUGAGAAAUGUCGACUGGCCGGGUACCCGGCGAGAACAGAAAGCCACCCAGGCUGGAGUUUUAUUUCCACUAUUCACUGUGAGCUUUGGAAAGCAACACAAACGGUUGAAAAGCAUAUUAGUCUAUAGUGUUUCUUAGUAGUAGUAGUCACAGGACUCACUUCAGUCAGAUUUUUAAUCUUGGCAGGUUCCCUUCAGUUGUUUUCCUUCCCCCCCACCAAAGGUGCUUUAUUUAAAACAAAGAAAGCAUGUCCGUCUCCCCUGCUGAAGGUCCUACUUAGCAUCUUCCACGAGUUCACCUGUGUUUAUGAUGUCCCAACUAUAGAUGUUAACGUUAUGACUUGGUGUUUUCCCUCUUUGGGUCUGUGUUUGUCCAUUUAAAAAUACCAGCCCCUGGUCCCUUCUCAGUGGAGUGCCCUUCCAAAGGAAGAGUAUGAUUGUUUUAAAGGGGAAAAAAAAUACAAACUGACUAACCGGAAGCUUCCUUCUCCAACUGCUAAACUUUUGUUCUUGUAAAACACGGUGAUUCAGACCAUGCUGGGCAAGUUGGUGAAGGAGGAGGUCAAAGACCCCUUCAGAAAUCAGCUUUAGCGCAAUAAAGAGUUAAGCGAUUGCACAUGAAAUCGAAUGUUCUCUUAAUGCUCUCUGGUGUUGAUACAUUGGAAACAUGAAACUGUACUCCAUGAAUGUUCUGUUGGCUUUGUUUCUUCCUGUACUGUCCCCACUGGAGUGAGAUCUUGGGGAGCAGGAGGGUAUGUUUUUAAAUGCUUUCAUUGAAGUUAAUGUGUGUAUGAGGGGAUGUGUGUCCCCUUGAAACGGGAAGCCAGGGAGGGGUGUGGGGUUUAAGCGUACCAGGCACUCAGCCUUCCCCUUCCAAAAAGAGAUCUUGUCUCACUGUAAUUGUUUUGUGUUCCAAUAAAGUGCCACUUAAUGUA
Messenger RNA from Trichosurus vulpecula (common brushtail), 3533 nucleotides. RefSeq names its product RAN binding protein 1 (gene RANBP1). The record is from RefSeq and is a predicted model, not a curated record. NCBI's taxonomy places the organism in Eukaryota, Metazoa, Chordata, Mammalia, Diprotodontia, Phalangeridae. Gene Ontology annotation, cellular component: centrosome; cytoplasm; nuclear pore. The transcript is spliced from 6 exons. Gene Ontology annotation, biological process: nucleocytoplasmic transport; positive regulation of mitotic centrosome separation. Gene Ontology annotation, molecular function: GTPase activator activity. The coding region runs from base 491 to 1171 and encodes 226 amino acids.